Menidia menidia (Atlantic silverside) is the source of this 3313-nucleotide messenger RNA. The record is from the annotation of a GenBank genome assembly. Lineage: Eukaryota; Metazoa; Chordata; Actinopteri; Atheriniformes; Atherinopsidae.
GCUCACGCCCUAGCAGCUCCAAAGGAUGCGGCGGGGUUGAUGGAGGAGGUGGAGGAGGAGGAGGUGAAAGACUGGAAGGCGGAGAACGGAAUGAACCGGUCGGAAAAGAGGAAGGAUGCGGAUUACGCUAGGCUACCGGGCGUCCGGACUGCAGUGGAAGGUAGUUUCGGUGGUUUAACGCGAAGUUGUCUGCGGAGGAACAGCCUGUGAUUUGUGCGUCGCUUCCAGUCAUCCGUGUCACCGAGGAGAGCUUGUCGUUAUAUUGAGGUCGAUUUUUAUUUCAGCUGUUUAUUUUGUCCGAGUUUAUUUGGAAAAGGUCCAAAGUUUUCUUCGCUCUCCUUCGCAUUAUUGAACGCUUUAAACAAUUGGUGAGGGGAACCAAGUGACCCCGUCCCUCUUCGCGCCGCGGGUCAACUGCCGUCAUGGUUUUAGCCGUCAUUUUAGCAUCAUCACCACCUGAUCUCUUCUCCUCCGCCGCCGCAGACUCGAUGUCAAACUGAGAAGGGGGGAGUGCCUAGUCCCUGAACCUAGCACGAUACAACUCGAGCACGUAUCACCAUGGAGGUGUCGACGUUCCGGCUUCGCGGGUUGACGGGCAUAUUGAUGUGGGCGACUUUUUUUUUGCUCUGCCGCGGACACUCCAAGCUUCCGGACUCCUCGGGCCUGUCGCGAGUCAUCCGCGUGCCACUGCGGCACGGGGCUCGCGGUGAGCCCGCCACCGCCGACGCCGCCCCGCGACCGGGACCCGGCCCCGCGGGCAGGUACCCCGUUCGCAGGCGAAGGGAAGUGGCCGCGGACGGUGUCAGCUUCGUGGACAUGAUUGAUAACCUGCGAGGGAAGUCCGGCCAGGGAUACUACGUGGAGAUGGCCGUGGGAUCUCCUCCACAGAAGCUGAAUAUCUUGGUGGACACCGGAAGCAGCAACUUUGCCGUCGGCGCAGCUGCUCAUCCCUUCCUGCGUAGAUACUACCAUCGUUCUCUCUCCAGCUCAUACCGUGACCUCGGCAGGAGCGUUUACGUGCCCUACACUCAGGGUCGCUGGGAGGGGGAGCUGGGCACCGACUUGGUCUCUGUGCCGCACGGCCCCAACGCCACACUGCGGGCCAACAUCGCCGCCAUCACCCAGUCAGAUCGCUUCUUUAUCAACGGGUCAAACUGGGAGGGGAUCUUGGGACUCGCGUAUGCUGACAUAGCAAGGCCUGAUGAGACACUGGAGCCUUUCUUUGACUCCUUGGUCCGGCAGACUGCCGUCCCCAACCUCUUCUCCCUCCAGCUGUGUGGUGCAGGCUUCACCCAGAACUACUCCCUUGGCAGUUCCACAGUUGGCGGCAGCAUGAUCAUCGGAGGAGUGGACUCAUCGCUUUAUGUGGGAGAACUUUGGUACACUCCCAUCCGCAGGGAGUGGUACUAUGAGGUCAUUAUUGUCCGCAUCGAGGUCAAUGGACAGGAUCUCAACAUGGACUGUAAAGAGUACAACUAUGAUAAGAGCAUUGUGGACAGUGGCACCACCAACCUCCGGCUGCCUAGAAAGGUCUUCCAGGCUGCAGUUAAGGCCAUCGAGGCUGCGUCCUCGACAGGGCAGUUUCCCUCUGAAUUCUGGCUGGGGGAGCAGCUGGUAUGUUGGCAGGCCGGCACUACGCCCUGGCACAUCUUCCCAGUCAUCUCCCUCUAUCUGAUGAGUGAAAAUCGCAACCAGUCCUUCCGGAUCUCCAUCUUACCACAGCAAUACCUGCGGCCGGUGGAAGACGCGGCAUCGGCCCAGGAGGACUGCUACAAGUUCGCUGUGUCUCAGUCCAGCACCGGGACAGUGAUGGGGGCGGUCAUCAUGGAGGGCUUCUACGUCGUGUUCGACCGUGAGACGAAGCGGAUCGGCUUCGCUGUUAGCACCUGCCAUGUGCACGAUGAAUUCCGCACUGCCUCCGUGGAGGGCCCGUUCCACGGCUUCGACCUGGAAGACUGCGGCUACAACAUCCCCCAGACAGAUGAGUCCACUCUGAUGACCAUCGCAUACAUCAUGGCGGGAAUCUGCGCCCUCUUCAUGCUGCCUCUGUGUCUCAUGGUGUGCCAGUGGCGCUUUGCCCGCUGCCUCCAGCCAAACGGGGACUUCGCCGACGACAUUUCACUCCUGAAGUGAAGGGGCACAAAAUGGGAGAACGGAGCCCGUGACGCUCGGUAAGCAGGACAGAGAAGGGAUGUUACAAAAUGAAGGUGCUGCUCAAAGUCAGCUGUUAAAAAGAUUCUUCAGGUACAUGUUGUAAAAGUAUAGAAACAGCUGACACACACCGUGAGCCUCACUGCCCUCAAGUUGUUUGUGAGGGUAACUAAAGCCAUUAUGAACUUAAAGGGGAAAGCAAGAAGAAGAUGCUGUGUUCAGCAUCAGCUUUGCCUGUUUAAGCUACCUAUGCAGAUCAGCAUGGCUAGAGGAAGCAAUGUGGGCAAAAUGCAAAGAUAAAAAGGAUCCCCUCUUUCUUUUUUAAAAGUAUGAAGACUGAUCAGAUUAACUGAUUGGGAACGUAUAACUUGGGAGGGGUUUGGAAUUCUGGAGACGGAUGCUUUCCAAACCGGACUUGGAGGGAGUCGAAGCUAUGAGCUCUGGUAUAAUGCAAGUUUGUUGCUCCCAUGUUUGUGGCUUUUGAGUGAAUGAAGUAAGUUGUGUGUGCAUGCCUGUGUGUGUCUUUGCAGUUAUUGCAAGAAAAGAGUAUACACGAAAGUUUUACGAAAAUCAAGACACUACUUAUGAAAAUGAAAGAAAUGAUGCCGUAUUUAUCAAAAGACAGUUGUACCUGCCAGCAAAGUAUUCUGUAAAGCAAACAAAGCACGCUUAAAGAGGCUAUUUGAUUGAAUAUAAGACUGCAGAGCAUUUACAGUUUAAUACCAGAUUUUCUUUGGUGUGAAACUACUGAUCAGAUGUCACUUUCUUCUUCUGCUCAUCACAUAAAUGUGUCGUGUUGUACAUAUUGUGUACAUCCCUGAUCUUUUAUUCACACAGACAGCCACACAGUACUUAUCCAUACCCCUUGGAUGAUCUGCACAUUUGAGGACACAUUACAUGUUAACAAACCGAAACCUAAUAGGGCUCCUCUCUCACACACAAACAGUCUAACUCACCACGUCUUUUUACGGGACCAUAACUGCUUAGAGAAUGAAACCAGCCCAAAGUAUCUUAUACACUGAAGAACUUUAUGUGCAUCCAUAGAGGACAGUUUUAUGCUGUUUCUUAUCAGGCUGUAAAUAGAUCAACUCAGAACUGGAUAUUUAUCUGUCAGGCUCUGACAGCACUGUUGAAUCAAUAAACUACUUAUUAUAACUGUAAA